Mugil cephalus (flathead mullet) is the source of this 5319-nucleotide messenger RNA. It is a transcript of the gene grk4, whose product is annotated as G protein-coupled receptor kinase 4. The coding region runs from base 314 to 2032 and encodes 572 amino acids. Gene Ontology annotation, molecular function: ATP binding; G protein-coupled receptor kinase activity. Gene Ontology annotation, biological process: protein phosphorylation; signal transduction; regulation of signal transduction. The record is from RefSeq and is a predicted model, not a curated record. The transcript is spliced from 16 exons. Gene Ontology annotation, cellular component: cytoplasm. NCBI's taxonomy places the organism in Eukaryota, Metazoa, Chordata, Actinopteri, Mugiliformes, Mugilidae.
AAGAAGAGAAGGAGGGGGGAGCCGAAGCAGGAAGGAAGGCAGGCACAGAGGGAAGGGAGGGAGGCUGUGAAUGCUAACAAGCCCCGUCGUAAUCAUAUAGGUCCGUAGGGUUUGUUAAAACAUCUUGCAAUGGAGAGCAGCGGGGACCACUAUUAAAGUCCUACUAUGCGCCAGUGCCGCGUCCACCCUGUGCGCGUGCAGCAGCCUCACCGUUGUCGGCACGUUUGAUCAGAGGGAGAGAGAAAAAAAAAAACAACCGUCUUUUUCCUCUCAGUGAAAUGUAUCGCGACUGCUCGGGAUUCACGUUCUGACAAUGGAGAUUGAAAAUAUCGUGGCCAACACGGUUCUCCUGAAGGCAAGGGAAGGUGGAGGAGGAAAGAGGAACGGCCGCAGCAAGAAAUGGAAGGAGAUGCUGAAACUCCCGCACAUCAGCCAGUGUGAGGAGCUCCGACGCACUAUCGAGAGGGACUACACCAGUCUAUGUGAGAAGCAGCCCAUUGGUCGGCUGUUAUUCCGUCAGUACUGUGACACAAGGCCAGAGCUGAAGCGCUGCAUCGAGUUUAUGGAUGCUGUGGCCAUGUACCAGCUAGCUCCUGAUGAGAAAAGGAGGGACUGUGGACUGAAUGUUUUAGACACAUACUUUAAUAAUGGGUCUGCAGCCCAUCUGCCUGACGUGCCCCAGGAUGUCGUCGCCGGGUGUCGGGAGAAGUUAGAACAGAGUCCGUGUAAGGAGCUCUUCAAUGACUGCACCAAAAUAGUUCGUGAUUAUCUGAGUGGAGCUCCAUUUUCCUCCUACCAGGAGUCCAUGUACUUCUCUCGCUUCCUGCAGUGGAAAUGGUUGGAGAGGCAACCAGUAACCAAAAAUACCUUCAGACAUUAUAGAGUACUAGGAAAAGGUGGAUUUGGCGAGGUUUGUGCCUGCCAAGUACGUGCCACCGGUAAGAUGUACGCCUGUAAAAAGCUGGAAAAGAAACGAGUGAAGAAAAGAAAAGGUGAAGCAAUGGCACUAAACGAAAAACGCAUUUUAGAAAAAGUUAACAGUAGUUUUGUAGUUAGUCUAGCAUAUGCCUAUGAGACCAAGGAUGCGCUGUGCCUGGUGCUGACCAUAAUGAAUGGCGGUGACUUAAAGUUCCACAUUUACAACAUGGGCAACUCAGGCUUUGAUGAGCAAAGGGCCAUCUUUUACGCUGCUGAGAUCUGCUGUGGCCUUGAGGACCUGCACCGUGAAAGAAUAGUCUACAGGGAUCUGAAACCAGAAAACAUCCUCCUGGAUGAUCGUGGACACAUUCGAAUUUCAGACCUGGGUCUCGCUGUUCAAAUCCCUGAAGGGGAGACGAUACGAGGGAGAGUGGGCACCGUUGGAUACAUGGCUCCCGAGGUGAUCCAGAAUGAGAGCUACACGUUCAGCCCGGACUGGUGGGGUCUCGGCUGCCUGAUCUUCGAGAUGAUCCAGGGCCAGUCGCCGUUUCGCAAACGCAAGGAGCGCGUCAAGCGGGAGGAGGUGGACAGACGGGUGCGGGAGGACCAGGAGGAGUACUCCGACAAGUUCUCGGAGGAGGCAAAGGACAUCUGCAGACAGCUCCUGGCCAAGGACCCCAAAGAGAGACUGGGCUGUCAGGGGCGCGGGGCCAUCGAGGUCAAGCAGAACCCCAUCUUCAGAAACAUCAACUUCAAACGGCUGGAGGCCAACAUGCUAGACCCUCCCUUCAGUCCAGAUCCGCGAGCCGUGUACUGUAAAGACGUCCUGGACAUCGAGCAGUUCUCCACCGUCAAAGGCGUGAACCUUGACCCCACGGACGAUGACUUCUAUCACAAGUUUGUCACAGGCAGUGUCUCCAUCCCGUGGCAGAAUGAGAUGAUCGAGAUGGAGUGCUUCAAAGAAAUCAACGUCUACGAGACGGACGGGACGCUGUGCUCAGACCUGGACGUGAACCGGCCCAACCCUCCACCAAAGAGAGGCUUCUUCUACCGCCUGUUCAGAAGAGAGGCAAGUGCUAGUGCUCCGGCAACUGUCCGAGGGGGUGGGGGCUAAGGUGUGUUUCAAGAGCGGUUACAGCGACGACGACAUCGAGGAGCCCUCACGACUUUAAAAACCACUCCCUCCACCUGCACCCCUCCGCCGCAGAACUUCACCACAAACUCCAACCGAGCGCAAAUCUUAGGAACUCAGUGAAUGUUGACCUGUAUUUAUGAGCUGUAUUAAAAGUGUAUAAUAAUUAAAGAAAAAAGUAUGAGUUUAAAGAUUUUGUACAUUUGUACUUGAAUUUAUGUCUAGAUGUAUAUUUUCACUAAAGGUUGUAUUGUACAAAAAGCCAUAAAAGUACCACUUGAAUGCAUACAUUACGUUUUUAUUUCCUUUAUUUUUAAUUUUUUUUCCUUUUUUUUUUCGGAAUGGAUAGUGUGUAUUGGGGAAUUUUUUUAAUUUUAUUUUUUUUAAGAAGCACAGUACAAAUAGUCUUUUUAUUUUUCUCAAUGUAGCAUAAGGCCUUUUUUUUUUUUUUUUUUUUUUUCUUUUCCUUCUAUGUGCUGUAUGUUUGUCGUUGAUUUGGCCAACGUGACGUGUUGUUUAGCACAUCAGCUCCACCUGGUCCCAAACUAACCCUUCACCUCAAGGCUCAGGUAGAUCUGACUGAAGCGUGUAGAUCCACAUGAUAUGAGGAGAAAUUAAUCCAGUCUGCCGUUGCUGUGUUGAUGCCGUGCUGCUUAAAGCUUUCACACGCGUUCCCUAAACCUCAAACUUAGCCUUAUUUCCUUUUAGGUUGACGCCCCCAUCUAGUUCCCUCUCCCCCCGCUGGUCCUGAUGCCAUGUGUACAGAACCGUCGUCUAGGUGCCAAACUCAGCUCUAGCAGAGAUGGAUUUAUUUCUGUCGAUCCUUUAGUCAGCGUUUCCAACAGUAAAGUACUCGUUGAAUACAGCGUAAACAUUGGAGAAGGUCCCACGAAGCCUGAUCUUUCAAGAUCUAUCGUGCGCUACAGGUGAAAAAGGCUCAGAACAAUAGUUUAGUAAUCAGUCUGUUACAUUUUUCACUCAGGCAGAAUGUUGUUCAUUUAUCUUUUAUUCCCCUCAUUUGUGCUUAUGUCGCACUCUCCGUCUUUUGCUUUCUUUCCUGGCGUGUCCAAGUUAUUGUCACUUGUUUCAUGUGUAGAUAAAGCCCUUUCCCGUGAGAUUUCUUAGUAAACCCACUUACCCCCCAACAACUAGUUGAGCGGUGAGAGCGAUGAUGAAGCUGUUGUUAGGGAGGCGACCUACAGCUCCAUCUAGAUUUUUAAGAAUGCAUCCAACUAACUUCCACUGACUCAGCAAUGUCAAGAUACAGCCUGCUUUGGUCCUUUGUGAUGACACCGCUAGCAGACCUCUGUUUAGACCCUGUGGCUUUAGCUGUGUUUGUGAUUAAGAUCCACUUUUUAGUGGUGAUAACAGCCGCCUCUGACUUCUCCAUUGUCGUCCGCGGUGUUGUUCUCUCAUGUCGUAAGGAAGGCUAGAGGCCGUCGCCUGUGUGUGUGUAGACCGGCAGAAACGGACCGCCACGCGUGUCCCAAAACACUCGCGGAACCACGGUUGUCGUGCGCUUCGUUAUAGAAGAAGCGAUUCCUUCCAUGUCAACCAAUCACGAACAAAUGUUUUUUCUAAUCGGGAUCCCAUUUGUUGACGACUUGUUUGUUCCCGCUGGCAUUUUCAGGAGGCAUUUGAAGUUUGAAGGCAGUUGCUGUUUACUCCCCACCACCUGUUUUUAAUGCUGUGAAUACCCCAUCUGGACAUGUUUUAUGUGUGUGGUGUGUGUUACUGUAAUGGCUAAUGCAGCUUUGUUCAGUCUAAUGCAUUCAAGUAAAUUAGCCCUACCCUCGUGCUAUUUAGCCACCGAAAAACAAUGGAUCGGUUUCGUUUUUUCCCCCCAACCGAAAAGCAAUGUCUGCAUUUUUUUUUCUCACUUGGGACUUGGGUAUUUCUUUGUUUCUGAGAAUUUAAGUACACAUUUAAAGUUUGAAAUGGUACGCCUGCAGUAAACCCUCCCCCACGCCCCAUCUAAUUCACCGAUUUGGAGACGUGGAUUCUUGUGAAAUUCUGCCCCCUGUUGCACAUUCCACCACCAGGAAUCAAAUGUGUGCAUCUCGCUGUCGCUGGCUUAUCGUCACUUGAGUUUGUGAGUGUUCUUAUUUUUUAUUUUUAUCUUUUGCUCUCAGGCACAUUUUGAAGCUGUUUUCGCUCGCCUGUGUAGAUUUCAGCCUUUUAGCUAUUUAGCCUCAAAAACCUUGUAAAUGAUGUAUUUCUAACAUGUAACUAAGCUCUAACACACAUUCACACGUCCUCGCAGGUAAACUGAACUGUGUCCGCCGCCCAUGCCUCUGUCAUCGUUUUGACGACCUUUACUUCUCAUACCAUCCAUAAAAUAUAGCAGUGAAGAAGUUCUGUUUAGUUUCAUUGCGUUAUGGUGUGUUUUGACAAAGACUAUAGGAAGUGUCUUUAACUUUUUUUUUCUUUUUUUUCUUUUCUUUUUUUUUUUUUGCCAAUAAUACCAAAAGCAAAGUUUUGUUAUCUGAAGAAUUUACUGAAGAAAGACUGACAGCCUUUAUUAAAUGUGCCAAUUACCAAGUUAAUUUCUGACAUCCAGUCUUUUUCCGUCCAUCCUGAGAGAUAUUCCUUCACAUAAAGGAACUUUAAACAGCUCAACAGUUUUGAAUGUCCGCUCUAAGUGCAUUGUAAUGCCUGUUUAAAAAGAAAAAAAAAAUGCAUAUGUUUUAUUACUCAAGCAUGUAUCGGUUUGUAAUACUUCAGGUUCCUUGUAUAUGUAAAUGAUGACCUUCUAGUGCCAAUAUAUCUCACUGGUAUCUGGGGACAACUCAAUGAAUGGCAAAGCGACCAGCUGAGUUGGCCCGGUUUGAAUACUUAACAAGCAUUCUUCCUCUCCUGCCUUUUUCCUCCGAGGCGCAGGGGGCGAGGGGGUCAGUUAAGCUGCUUCCCACCAAAAAACUGGGAUGGCCCUCACUCGGCAAUGUUUAACAGAGAGGGGUCUCUAGAUUCGGAAUGACCACGAAUAUAAAUCAGGAUGUUGUCAGUCAAAUAACAUUGGCAAGGAAAGGAGGAAUGGCAAGUUGAUUAUUGGUAUUCAAACUUGGCCUUGGACUUAUUGAUUUUUCUUCUUUUAUCUUUUUCUUUCUUUCAUUUUUUUUUUUUUGUAUCUGUACAGUCAUGUCGUUCAACCACUGCAGUCAUUGUUAAUUCUUGUACAAGUUGUAUCACUGGUUGUUGUACCAUAUCUGACAUUUGUAAUUAUGAAAUAAUACACUGCCAUUUGUAUAAAAAAAAAACUUGUUUCUUGA